This is a messenger RNA of Vicia faba (fava bean), 873 nucleotides long. Lineage: Eukaryota; Viridiplantae; Streptophyta; Magnoliopsida; Fabales; Fabaceae. The record is from the annotation of a GenBank genome assembly.
AUGUUGAUGGACAAGGAACACUCUGCUAGAAGAGUUGCUGUGGAGACUAGCCAAGCUUACUUUAAGUUCCUGGCCCAAAAAGUUCACCAUAGAUGGAUGAAAGAUGGUGAUGCUAAUACAACAUUGUUUCAUGCUAGUAUUAGGCAAAGAAAUAACACAAAUAGGACUACUUCUAUAGCUAGUUGGGAAGGUUCUUGGUUCAAUGAUCCUAAAAAGUUGACGUCUAAAUUCAUUUAUUUUUAUGAAGAGUUACUUGGGAAUUCCUUGAGCAACAAAAUUAAAGUGAAGACUAGCAUCCUGGAGAAAGGGAAGAAGCUUAACCAGAGGCAGGGGGAUUUCCUGAUGAGAUCUUAUGUAGAAGAUAAAGUGAAGAAGGUUGUUUUCAGUAUCCUGGGUGAGAAAGCGCCAGGUCCGGAUGACUAUAGUAGUUACUUUCUUCAAGAUAAUUUGGAUAUUAUUGGCGAGGAGGAUGAUGUGCUCCUAUUUAGUAAGGGUGAGUUUAUCCCCAUUUACAAGAUGUUGCAAGGAAUGCCGAUUAAAUCAAAAAAGAUAUCAGCUCAGGAUUUUCAAAAUUUGGUUGAAAAGAUGACAGGUAAAAUAAGAUCUUGGAGCACUAGAGCUUUGUCGUUUGCUGGGAGAGAUAUUCUGGUUAAUUUUGUGUUGAUGACUUUCCAUGCUUAUUGGAGUCAGAUUACUGUUUUACGAAAGCAUGUGUUCAAGGACAUUAAUUCCAUAUGUAGAGCUUACUUGUGGACUGCCAUUGGGAAGCAUGUUUGGAAUGUUUCCAGGAAAAAGGAGUAUAUGUGGAUAAAAUGUAUUAACCAAGUGUAUCUAAAAGAUGGUGACUGGUGGGAUUAUGGUAUUCCAUCCUAA